UAUUGGCUAGUUGGAUCUGGUUCAGUCGAGAGCAGGCUCUCCCGGGAUUCGAAAUCAAGGCAUGCAGAAAAAAGAAACGAGUUUUGACGCGAGAGAUACAGAGAUAAGCGAGUCCGUAGACGACAGUAGGCCCAGCGACGAUGACGAGGCCCAGCAGGGAUCCGAGGAGGCGACUGGCAACGACGAGGUCUGGGGCACCCGGGGCAGCCAGAGCGAAGGCCCCCACCCAGAGGCCUCCAACAGCGGUCUGGCCCAUGUCAACUUCCACCGAGACAUUGACCGCUGGAAGGACCUGUACGAAGCGUGCCAGGCCAAGCUGGAGUCCCUGCGCGACCUGCAGACUCAGAUCGAGGACGCCGAGGCCUCUGGCACGGGUGCGAGUGGCGCGAGCGGCGCGGCGAGCGAGGCGAGGCGGUGCUGGGACGAGCUCCGUGCCGAGGUGCGCGCCGCGACGCGCACGCUGGAGCAGGAGCACGCCUACGUGGAGAGCGCCCUGGAGAAGCACGGCGCCGUGCUCGUGAAGCGCCUGCAGUACGAGCUGUCGCGGCAGACGCAGGCGCAGGCCCUGGAGAUGGACGCCGUCGGCAAGCUGCGCGAGCAGGCCGACGCAGAGCACGCCGAGCUGCAGCUCACCCUGGCGCGCGAGCAGGAGCGCGCGCGCCAGCAGCUCCUGGAGCACCUCCAGCGCCGCAAGGAGCGCCGCGAGAGGCUGGAGGGCAGGCUGUACAGUGACAGGGUGUACCGCGAGGUGGACCAGCUAGACGACCAGGCCGACGAGCUGCGGCGCCUUGGGGACCACCUCACCACAGCACCUGGCAGUCGCUGCGCCAGGAGCGCGACGAACUCACGGCACAUUUGUAUCCGGACCUCCAGCGGCUCCAGGAACUGCAGGCAAACCCACACUGAAAUAGCCAAAGAAAAGCUGGAGCUGGAGACGAAGCUGCACAAGGAACGCUUCCUCUUCAAGCGGCAGUUGGAGGAAUUCCAGAAGGACCUGCUGGAUGUGGAGACGGACUUGCAGACGGGCAACACCAACAAGAAGGCGAGGGCCACCAAGAACAUAGUGACCCAACUGCUGGUGCUGCGGGAGUGCAUCACCAAGCAGAACGGCGAGCUGUGGAACGAGCUCAAGGACAAGCACCUGACCAUCAGCAACACCGACUCGGUCGCCUCGGCUGCCAUGGGCGAGGAGGAGUUCCGGCAGCAUAUCACGGACAAGAUGAAGAAGAUGGAGCUCCGGAUCAAGGAGGACCUCGACAAGCGGGUGCUGUGGAAGCCCAAGAAGUUCGAGUUCGAGGCGCCCGCCCCCGCCGCGUCCAAGGUGCCCUUCCGCGGUCAGCAGAACGUCAUCAAGGUGCCGUCCAAGGUCGACUGGCGGAAGAGAACCACCCAGCAAGAAGCCCUGGACCGGCAGGUGGAAACCCUCCGCAGGGACAUCUUGAACAAAGUGGCCCAGGAGAAGGAGAAGGCCAAGCAGCAGCUGCUGCAGUACGAGGCGGACCGGGUGGCCGCGGGCACAGCCUCGCCCACGGCCUCGCCCACGGCCUCCCCGGAGGGCGUCAAGGCCUCGCAGGAACUGCGCCCCAUCCUAGAGCAGCUGGGCGCCUUUCUGCAGCGGGCCACCAAGGGCAAGGACAUGGAAACGAGUUCGUACACCCUGGAGACCCUGGAGGAGGCCGCCCCGGACCCGGAAUCGGAGGAAUACGACUUCGGGCGGGAGAUGCGGAGGCUGGUGAUGCAGCUCGAGAGGCUCCAAACUGCUCUCGAGGGAAGCAAAGAGAGGGAACGAGAGCGGAAGGCCACCGCUCUGGAGCGCGGACGGGAGCUCUUCGACCAGCUGCCCGACGCCAACGACGCCGACUCCAAGGACCCGGCUCGGUGAGCCAGCGAGGAAAGAAGAAGAAAAAAACACACAAAAAAAACUCGAGUCUUAGUUUCUUAGGAU
This is a messenger RNA of Thrips palmi, 1945 nucleotides long. Its product is annotated as polyamine-modulated factor 1-binding protein 1-like. The transcript is spliced from 12 exons. The record is from RefSeq and is a predicted model, not a curated record. NCBI's taxonomy places the organism in Eukaryota, Metazoa, Arthropoda, Insecta, Thysanoptera, Thripidae. The coding region runs from base 62 to 1882 and encodes 606 amino acids.